Microbotryum saponariae is the source of this 1479-nucleotide messenger RNA. The record is from the annotation of a GenBank genome assembly. NCBI's taxonomy places the organism in Eukaryota, Fungi, Basidiomycota, Microbotryomycetes, Microbotryales, Microbotryaceae.
AUGUUUCGCAUCGUAUCGGGAGGCACCUCCUCCUACGGCCACGCUUCGACCUCGACGAACCAUGACGAUGGCGACGAUCGCAUGCGCUCAACGACGAUCGAGGAUGCUCUGAUUGACGACGACGAGAUGGACUAUGAUGGAGAUGGGACGGGACCUUCGAGGGCUAGGACGGUGGGAGGUGGGAAAGUUACGGGACCGGGGGAGGUGAUUGCUGAUGCGGGGAGGUGGAUGAGGUCAGUUGCUCGUCGUUCGGAGGGCUCGCCUGGGAGGCCAGGAGGUUGCGGUACUGAUUGUUGGGUUUGUGUUUGCUCCACCAGGGGUCAUGGAACCUAUGUUCAGGACGACAAGGUGUUGGCCUCGGUCGCAGGCACGCUCGAGAGGGUCAACAAGCUCGUUUCCGUACGACCCCUGAGAACAAAGUCAGUCAUUGGGGGCAUCCUGUGGAUCCAUCGAUCACUAGUGUUCCUUUCUGAUCCAUGGGGGUGUCUUCGUGUUCUUCAGAUACCGACCCGAGGUAGGCGAUCUCGUCAUUGGGCGGAUAGCAGAGGUACGAACUCCCGUGUUCGCGAACGAGAAAGAUCUUGAUCGGCUGAGAUAGCUGCUGACGGAUGGUCGGGCAAAUACCUGAAUAGGUUGGACCGAGAAGGUGGAAGGUCGAAGCCAAUGCCGCACAGAACGCGGUGCUCAUGCUCGCAUCUAUCAAUCUGCCAGGAGGUGUUCAGGUCAGUCUUCCAAAGUCCGAGCUGGGUCGAACGAGAACAGGAGGUUAAUCCGUUCCGUUCUGCUCGAUGUCCAUCGCAUAUCACUUCUGUCGUGCUCCCGAUCGCUAGCGACGUAAACUCGAGUCGGACGAGCUACAAAUGCGAACAUUCUUUCAAGAGGGUGAUCUGCUCGUCGCCGAAGUGCAAGCCUUUUUCGCCGAUGGAGCCAUGUCGCUGCAUACCCGAUCCCUCAAAUACGGCAAGGUCAGGCCCGAACGAAGGAUCUCAUCGCAUUCGAAGAGUAUUUGAGCUGACACCUUGAGUGUCUCACCCAUAGCUAAAGAACGGCAUGCUUGUCAUCGUUGCGCCCUCACUCAUCGUCCGCCUCAAAUCCCACUUUCAUUCCCUCCCCCACGGCGUCGACCUUAUCAUCGGUCUCAACGGCUACAUCUGGAUAUCUAAAACCCUACCACGCAAUCCCAAGCACCAAAACGACCAAUCCGAGAACGCAGGGUUCGGUGAAGAAUCGGCGCAUACGGUGUACUCUUCAGAAAAUGACGACAUCUCGGGUCGGAUUCGUCGAGCGAUCACGAGGACGGCGAUUGUGAUUGUGCUUAUGGCCAAAUACUGUAUCCCUUUGAGCGCUGAUAUCAUUCUUGAGGCUUACAAGGCCGCGGAAGAGAUUGCGGGUGAUGAUGAAACGGGUUUGAGGAAACUCAAGAUGCCGCAGACGGAGGAACUUGUGCUGAGGGCGUUGGCGGAGACGGAGGAGGCAUAG